This is a messenger RNA of Psylliodes chrysocephalus, 1132 nucleotides long. The record is from the annotation of a GenBank genome assembly. Lineage: Eukaryota; Metazoa; Arthropoda; Insecta; Coleoptera; Chrysomelidae.
GUAAAUUAUAUUAUGAAAUCGAUGCCUACUUGUCUGUUUAGCAAAUACCGUAGCGUAUAUCCAAUUUCAUAGUUAAAGCAACCUUAAAAGUAUCGCGCUCUAGAAGAUUUUCUCAGUCUGUGACAAUGAGUAUAAUAUAUAUAAUCGGUUUUGUCGGUGUCUGUAUAUUUGGAAUAAUACAAAUUUAUUUAAAAUAUAUUACGAAAUGGUGUAAAAGUAAAGUGUGCUUGGUUGGUAAAACAGUAAUAGUAACUGGUGCAAAUGCAGGAAUUGGAUAUGAAACGUCUUUAGAAUUGGCAAAACGGGGAGCUAGAGUUAUUCUAGCAUGUAGGGACCAACAAAGAGGAUCAGCAGCAGUUGAAUCUAUUAAAAGAUUAACAGAAAAUGAAAAUGUAACAUUGAAAUUAUUAGAUUUGGCUUCGUUUAAAUCUAUCAAUAAUUUUGUCGAUGACAUAAUAAAAAAUAAGACAAAAAUUGAUGUCCUAGUAAACAACGCAGGGGCUUGGGGAUUGGGUGACAAAUUAUCUGAAGAUGGCUUGCAGAUGGAAUGGCAAAUCAAUCAUUACGGGCCUGUUCUACUUACUCUUCGGCUAUUAGAUAGCAUAAAGAAAUCAUCACCAAGCCGAAUAAUCAGCGUAUCUUCAAUGGCUGCAAGAUUCUCCAAAUUAACAAUGAACACUUUGAGCAGAUUGAAUAACUAUGACAACGAUAAUUUAGUAUAUUGCGACACAAAAUUGUGCAAUAUUUUGUUUACACAAAAACUAGCGAAGUUACUCCAAGAUGAGAAUGUUAGUGUAUUUUCCGUUCAUCCCGGACCUGUGGAUACUCCAAUUAUAACUGGGCGUUGGUCUCCAAAACUGAAAUUUAUAGGAAGGAUUUUAACCAGGUUAUUUUUUUUGACUCCAGAAGAAGGUGCACAAACUCAGAUCCACACCGUUUGUGAACAAGGAAUUGAACAUCUUUCUGGUAGCCAUUUCGAAUACUGUCAUGCUAUAAAGCCGUACAAAGCAGCAAUAAAUUUUGAUUUGGCCGAAACAGUUUGGAAGGAAACUCUGAAAUUUAUCAAAUAUGAUGAAAUAAAAUGAUGCUUAAUUUUUUUCUAAUAAUAAAUUUAUAUGUAAAAAUAAAAACA